Messenger RNA from Hippocampus zosterae (dwarf seahorse), 2216 nucleotides. Its product is annotated as peptidyl-prolyl cis-trans isomerase FKBP10-like. NCBI's taxonomy places the organism in Eukaryota, Metazoa, Chordata, Actinopteri, Syngnathiformes, Syngnathidae. Gene Ontology annotation, molecular function: peptidyl-prolyl cis-trans isomerase activity. Bases 309 to 1985 code for a protein of 558 amino acids. The record is from RefSeq and is a predicted model, not a curated record. The transcript has 10 exons.
UCGUUAAUUCUGUUUCCUUCAAAAUAAAAACUAGAUGGGCUCAGUCGAUCAAAAACAACCUUGUAACUAAGAUUCAAUCUAGUCUACUUCAAUUGAUAUAUUACGUGAAUUGCAAUGACAUCAAUUUAUAUAAUCGGUGAGUUGCGUUAUUUGAUAGACGGGACAGCUCGACGCUGUAAAUGUUGAACUGCGUGUUAUUUUGAAACUCGUCUUCGGACCUAACUUUUUAUUGUUUUAUUGUCAAGAUGUACUGCUGGUUCGGUUCUGCGUAGUCAGACCGGGCUUCCUAUUCAGUCCCUAAAGUCGGAAUGUUUCCUCUGCUGAUUUUCCUCCACGUCAUCGCGGUGAAAUGUCAGCCCGAGCUGUCUCCGCCGCUGGACGUCGUGGUGGACCGGUAUCACAUGCCAAAACGAUGCCCCCGCGAGGUCCAAACGGAGGACUUUGUUCGGUACCACUUCAACGGAACCUUCCAGUCGAACGGAACGAUGUUCGACUCGAGUCAUGUCCGAGGAAAGGCGUUCAUCAGUCAGGUGGGGGUGGGCCGCCUCAUCCACGGAAUGGACCGCGGCCUGCUGGGCACCUGUGUCAACGAGCGCCGCAGGAUCACCGUCCCGCCGCACUUGGCCUUCGGGAGCAUAGGAACAGGUGGCGUGAUCCCGCCAGACGCCAUCUUGGUGUACGACGUGCUGCUGCUGGACAUUUGGAACCCCCAAGACAAAGUUCAAAUCCGCACACUCAGCAAACCUGAGCGAUGCGUACGCGCCGCUAACGCCUCCGACUUUGUGCGCUAUCACUACAACGGCACCCUGCUAUCCGGGCAAACCUUUCUGUCCAGCUACACUAAUAACACGACCUACGACACGUAUUUGGGGCAAGGCGACCUGAUCGAGGGCAUGGAGGAAGGCCUCCUGGGAAUGUGCAUCGCAGAAAGACGCAUCAUCAUCGUCCCGCCGUUCCUUGCCUAUGGAGAGAAAGGACACGGAAGUGCGGUCCCCCCCCAGGCCACGCUGGUGUUUGAGGUCCUGAUGGUGGAUGUAUUCAACAACAAAGAUGACGUCGCGGUUGAGGUCCUGGAAGUCCCAGACAACUGUGCGCGGCGGAGUGCCGUGGGGGACUUUAUCCGCUAUCACUACAAUGGCACCUUUCAGGAUGGCACCAAAUUCGACUCCAGCUACCAAAGGAACAGCACAUACAACACAUACGUGGGCCGAGGAUUUGUCAUCACGGGCAUAGACCGAGCCCUGCAGGGUCUUUGUAUGGGCGAGAAGAGGAAAGUGGUGGUGCCGCCUCACCUGGCGUAUGGAGGAGAAGGCGUCAGUGAUCUUAUCCCCGGCUCGGCCGUACUGGUGUUCCACAUCCAUGUGCUGGACUUCCACAACCCUAAAGACGAGGUAGAGGUGAAAGUGGUGCGCCGGCCCGAAGAAUGCGGGUCUGGCAGUGAGAAGAACGACUGGCUCCGUUACCGCUACAACUGCUCACUGAUGGACGGCACGCUGCUGUACUCCUCGGACGAGCAAGACUUGCCGUCAGUCACCACACUGGGAGCCAAUGACGUGAUCCCGGGGCUGGAGCAGGGUUUGUUGGGCAUGUGCGAGGGUGAGGCCAGGGAGGUGGUGGUCCCGCCGCACUUUGGUCACGGGGAAAACGGAGCUGGCGUGGUUCCGGGCAGCGCUGUGCUAUUUUUCCAGUUGGAGCUUGUAGAGCUGCAGAAAGGCGUCCCCAACGGCUUCAUGUUUGUGUGGCUGGGGGACGUCCCCGAACCCCUGUUCACCGCCAUGGACCUGGACGCCGAUGGCCACGUUCCCCUGCAAGAGUUUUCCGACUUCAUCAUGCUGCAAGUGCAGCGGGGCAACGGCCGCCUGAGGCCCGGCGUGCCAUCAGACGACAUCAUCCGGGACAUGUUCAACAGUCAGGAUCUGGACAAGGACGGGAAGAUCGUCGCCCAGGAGGUGACGCUACAAACGGACGAGAGGGACGAGUUGUAAAAGAAGAUCCCCCCCGCCCCCCGAGCUAUCUGCACACUGUGAUGUCCACCAAGCCACUAUAUGGAAUAAUGAAAAGGACGCAACAUGAGUUACACCUCCGCCGUCUCACAUCAGAAAACUACCGCCGGGAUUCAAACUCGGAACCUGCCAACUUCGAGACGGAAGCGGAACAACCUCAUCUUCCAGCGUUCUUGUAUUGAAUGUUGUACUUAAUGAAGAGUCUAAAGAAAA